AUGGGUGCCAUCAUGGGUGGUGGUGUUGGUCUCACUAUCGGAUUUAUCUUUGGGUCAUGGAGCAUUCUGAGACAAGGAGCAGGCCCUCGCGGAUUGCUGGCUACGCUUUCUCAGUACAUGCUCAGUAGUGCUGCUACGUUCUCUUUUUUCCUUGCCAUUGGUUCGGUCAUUCGGAGUGAUGGUCUUCCUCCACAUCUUCAAGCCGCGCAGAUGCAGUUCCUUGCUCCUGCAUUGUCCGUUCGUUCAAAAGCUGAAGGGGCACAGCUCAUGAAAGCGCGAUGGGAAGUUGAACGUAGACGGCUUGCUGCAUCUAAGGAGUGA
Messenger RNA from Cyclocybe aegerita, 321 nucleotides. The record is from the annotation of a GenBank genome assembly. NCBI's taxonomy places the organism in Eukaryota, Fungi, Basidiomycota, Agaricomycetes, Agaricales, Hemipholiotaceae.